Molecule: messenger RNA, 279 nt
Organism: Trypanosoma brucei brucei TREU927
Lineage: Eukaryota; Euglenozoa; Kinetoplastea; Trypanosomatida; Trypanosomatidae
Product: U6 snRNA-associated Sm-like protein LSm7p
Exons: 1
Coding region: 1-279 (92 amino acids)
Cellular component (GO): catalytic step 2 spliceosome; spliceosomal tri-snRNP complex; Lsm1-7-Pat1 complex
Molecular function (GO): RNA binding
Source: RefSeq, a predicted model, not a curated record
AUGUCGGCACAGCAGGCACACAUCCUUAAGAAAAAGGAGAGCAUACUUUCACUAGAGCCGCAUCUGGAUCGUCGUGUUGUUGUUUCAUUGGAGGACCGCGAAGUGCAUGGCGUGCUGAAGGGAUUCGACAAUAACAUUAACCUUGUCCUUGCAAACGCGGAGAUAUGGAACAAAGAUGUGCGCGAGCGUCAAAUCGGUGCCUGCGUUGUCCGUGGAGGUCUCCUCGUUAGUGUGUCAUCAGGUGACACAGCAAUCCUUCAACAGAACCCAUUCCAGUAA